Astyanax mexicanus (Mexican tetra) is the source of this 1827-nucleotide messenger RNA. RefSeq names its product basic salivary proline-rich protein 2-like. Bases 256 to 1635 code for a protein of 459 amino acids. Lineage: Eukaryota; Metazoa; Chordata; Actinopteri; Characiformes; Acestrorhamphidae. The record is from RefSeq and is a predicted model, not a curated record. The transcript has 9 exons.
UAACACACUCUAAUUGCCUUUCAGACCUCAGCUGUAAGUGUGAGUGUGAGCAAGGCCUGUUAAUGAGAACAGGUGCUGUCUGGGGGUUUUAGGUUAGAAAAUGUUUGUUUGCCUGUGCAGGAUUCUUGAUUGGUUGGGAGAAAGUGAUAGAAAUGUUUAAAUUGUGCCCUACACUCAGUUCUGAGGAUGACUGGACAGGCUUCACUAAGGAAUCAGGAGUUUGUGUAAUCAAUGGGAGUACAUUAAAGGCUAAUUAUGGAGGUGGUAGUUCUGUUGUUUUGCACGCUGGUGGGGUUGGAGGCGUAUCCGAUCCCUGACAGCGGCAGUAAUGAGGCUCUGAUGCAGCUACACCAGUUCUAUGGAGCUUUACAAUAUCAGCUGAUGAAUUACAGGCCUCCAGCAGGACCCCCCAAAAAGGACCCAUCAGUGAAUCCUCAGAUAAAUACAGGUGCUACAGCCCCUCCCCUAAAGCCACAGGUGCCUCCGCUCCUCUCUAACCUCCACACACUGAUGAGACUCCAGCACCACAACUCAGAAGAAGGAAACAUGCCAAACCUCGCAGCAAUGUUUCCUCAGUACUUUCCCACAGGCGUCCAGCCUGCUCCUCCACCCGCUGGCUCUGAUGAGAACGAGAUGGAGGAGGCAGAGCCAGCAGAGCCUUCGCCAACAGAGAGCCUUCCUGCCACACCUACAGGACCAUCCCCCCCUGAACUGCACCCAGGCACUGUGGUCAUACCUCCUCCAUCUGAAGCACCUGGACCUGUUUUCGUUCAAGGAAACACGGUGAUACAGGGCCCAGGUGUGGUACCGGGAACACAUCUUUCACCAGGUUUAGGUCCGAGUGUUGGGCCUGGACCAGGUGUGGUACAAGCUCCAGAUUUUUCACUUAGUCUUGGCCCAGGUGUCGUACUAAGACCAGGUGUGGUAAUGAUCCCAAGUGUGGUGCAAGGUCAAGGUAAUACACCAUAUAUAGGACAAGGUGUAGUUCCUGGUUCAGGUUUGGCACAAGUUCCAGAUAUUUCACCUGGUCUAGUUCAAGGUGUCACACCUAGACCAAGUGUUGUAGAAAGUUCAGGUGUUUCGCUUGCCCUAGCUCCAGAGGCUGUACCUGGACAAGCUGUGGUAGUGAGCCCAAGUGUGGUACAAGGUCCAGAAGUUUUACCUGGUCUAGAUCCAAUUGUGGAAGCAAGCCCAGGUGGGACAGCAGGACCUAGUGUAAUACCUGUUCCAGAUGUGUCACCUGGCCCAGGUGUGACUGGAGGCUUUUACCCAGGGCUUAAUAUACAGCCAGGUGUGCACACAGGUGUGAAUACAGUUAUAGCUGUUCAACCAGGAGUGGACAUGGGUGGUGUUAUUAAUGCAGGCGGUGGCACAGGUGUGGCUACAGGUUUUGGGGGAAGAUCAGGAGGUGUUCAUGUAAGCUUUGGGAUGCAACCAGGAGCAGGUGUGAUGCUGGACAACGGACUGUGGCUGCCUGGGUUGGCUGUAGGUGCAGAGGGGUGGGGCAUACCUGUCCUCAUCUCACCUGGACUGGCUGGACUCAAAGCUCCUGUAACCGUCCCUCCAAAGACCACUCCAGACGUCUCCAGCAUAAAUCUGGAGCCAAAGGGCAACAUAGAGAAUCCACUGCCCUAAAAUUAUAGAAAUACAAAGCUCAUAUAUUCUGUUGGAGCCAAAAUCUGUUAAACUAUAGUGUUCAUUCUGAUUUACAUGUAUCUACACAACACUAUGUUAAAUCAUUAAUUACACUUCUUACUGUAAUCACAAUCAUGAUCGAAUAUUUUACUUCUCCUGUUGAAAUCAAUAAAUAAUCCACAAUGUACCAAU